This is a messenger RNA of Pipistrellus nathusii (Nathusius's pipistrelle), 1431 nucleotides long. Lineage: Eukaryota; Metazoa; Chordata; Mammalia; Chiroptera; Vespertilionidae. The record is from the annotation of a GenBank genome assembly.
AUGGCGUCGCCCUUCAGCGGGGCGCUGCAGCUGACGGACUUGGACGACUUCAUAGGGCCGUCGCAGGACUGCAUCAAGCCCAUGAAGAUCGAUAAGAAGCUGGGAAGUGGCGUGGCCAAGAUCCACAUUGAAGAUGAUGGGAGUUACUUCCAAGUGAGUCAGGACGGAGGGACACGGAAGCUGGAAAGGGCCAAAAUCUCACUGGACGACUGUCUGGCAUGCAGUGGCUGUGUCACCUCAGCAGAGACCGUGCUCAUCACUCAGCAGAGCCAUGAGGAGCUGCGGAAGAUUCUAGAUGCCAAUAAGACAGCGGCUCCUGGUCAGCAGAAGCUGGUUGUCAUUUCAGUCUCACCCCAGUCCAGCGCAUCGCUGGCUGCACGAUUCCAGUUGAAUCCUACAGACACCGCCAAGAAGUUAACUGCAUUCUUUAAAAAACUAGGGGCGCACUACGUGUUUGAUACCGCCUUCUCCAGGAACUUCAGCCUCCUGGAGAGCCAGCGAGAGUUUGUGAAGCGAUUCCGAGAACAGGCCAACUCCAAGCAGGCCUUGCCCGUGCUGGCUUCUGCCUGCCCAGGCUGGAUCUGCUAUGCCGAGAAGACGCAUGGGAGCGCCAUCAUCCCCUACAUCAGCACCGCCAGGUCCCCGCAGCAGGUCAUGGGCUCCCUGGUCAAGGACUUCUUCGCCCAGCUGCAGCAUGUGACCCCCGACAAGAUCUACCACGUGACAGUGAUGCCCUGCUAUGACAAAAAGCUGGAAGCGUCCAGACCUGACUUUUUUAGCCAGGAGCACCAGACGCGAGAUGUGGAUUGUGUCAUCACGACAGGAGAAGUUUCCAAGUUGCUGGAAGAAGAAGGAGUCUCCCUGUCAGAGCUGGAGCCAGCCCCCCUGGACAGUGUGUUCAGCAGCGUGUCUGUGCAGGAGCCCGCCAGCCAUCGAGGUGGGGGUUCGGGGGGCUAUCUGGAGCACGUGUUCCGGCAUGCAGCCCAAGAGCUCUUUGGAAUCCACGUAGAUGAGGUCACCUACAAACCCCUGAGGAACAAGGAUUUCCAGGAGGUGACGCUGGAGAGUGAAGGCCAAGUCCUGCUGCACUUCGCUGCGGCCUACGGCUUCCGUAACAUCCAGAACCUGGUGCAGAAGCUCAAGCGAGGGCGCUGCCCGUAUCAUUAUGUGGAGGUCAUGGCCUGCCCCUCAGGUUGCUUGAACGGCGGAGGCCAGCUCAAGGCCCCCGAGAUGCCCAGCAAGGAGCUCCUCCAGCAUGUUGAGAAGCUGUACAGCAUGGUCAGGACGGAGGCACCAGAGGAUGUGCCUGGGGUCCGGGAGCUGUACGAGCACUGGCUGCAUGGUGAGGGUUCGGAGCGUGCCAGCAGCCUGUUGCACACGAGCUACCACGCAGUGGAGAAGGCCAGCUCUGGCCUCAGCAUCAGGUGGUAG